Molecule: messenger RNA, 7890 nt
Organism: Vanessa tameamea
Lineage: Eukaryota; Metazoa; Arthropoda; Insecta; Lepidoptera; Nymphalidae
Gene: flfl
Product: serine/threonine-protein phosphatase 4 regulatory subunit 3
Exons: 10
Coding region: 395-2764 (789 amino acids)
Biological process (GO): DNA damage response; protein dephosphorylation
Cellular component (GO): protein phosphatase 4 complex; nucleoplasm
Molecular function (GO): protein phosphatase activator activity
Source: RefSeq, a predicted model, not a curated record
AUCUUGUUUUUAGAAAGUUUAAUCCACGAGGACGUUAAUUAAGUUUUAGUUUAUAUAAUUAAAUGCAUUUGUUAAGUGUAGUGAAAGGCUUACAGAUUGUAUUGUUUUGUUUGUGAUUUCCGAUAAUUUAGCGAUCCAUUGUCAUACAAAAAAUAUUUUUAAUUAUAAAAUAUACUUUACGUCCAUGUUACAAGUGAAUAAGAUAUAAUUACGGUGAAUAUUUAUGCUACUUUUGAGCUUAACGAAGACCAACGACAUUCAAGGAUUGUAAUUACAAAGUGCAUAAGUUUUAAUACAAAUGGGAGUUAAAUAAAAAAAUUAACCGGUGCACAGGAUUAGCGCCAUAAUAAUUGAUUCAUUAUUUGAGUAUAUAGUAAUAGUUGCGUUGACUAUCAUGACAGACACUAGACGAAGAGUCAAGCUUUACGCUCUGAACGCUGACCGACAGUGGGACGAUAGAGGAACGGGGCAUGUUUCCUCAUGUUAUGUGGAACGAUUGAAAGGAACCUCUUUACUGGUAAGGGCAGAGUCAGAUGGCACACUUCUGCUAGAGAGCAAAAUACAGCCUGACACAGCUUAUCAGAAACAGCAAGAUACUUUGAUAGUAUGGUCAGAAGGAGAUAAUUUUGACUUAGCAUUAAGUUUUCAAGAAAAAGCUGGCUGCGAUGAAAUAUGGGAGAAAAUAUGUCAGGUACAAGGUAAAGAUCCUUCAGUUGAAAUAACACAAGACAUAGUAGAAGAGUCAGAAGAUGAACGUUUUGAUGAAAUGUCAGAUAGUGUACAGCCAGUAGAGCUACCAGCAUGUGAAAUGGGUCGACUGGAAGACAUAAGUGAAUUAGUGAACAGUUGUCUAGUGUCACCUGCAAGAAAAGAUAAAUUAGCUGCGGCUUUGGAGACACAGCACUACAUUAAGAAACUUCUUAACCUCUUUCAUAUGUGUGAAGAUAUUGAAAACAUUGAGGGAUUGCAUCAUCUCUAUGAGAUAUUCAAAAGUAUAUUUCUUCUUAAUAAAAACACACUUUUUGACACAAUGUUUGCAGACGACACUAUAUUUGAUGUAGUUGGCUGUUUAGAAUAUGAUCCCAGUUUACCCCAACCUAAGAAACACAGGGAAUACCUUAGAGAGCUAGCUAAAUUCCGAGAGGCCAUUCCUAUUAAGAAUAAGGAUUUAUUGGCAAAAAUACAUCAAACUUACAGAGUACAGUACAUUCAAGAUAUAGUUUUGCCCACACCAACCGUCUUUGAAGACAAUCUGCUAAGCACAUUGUCCAGUUUUAUAUUUUUUAAUAAGGUAGAAAUAGUAAAACUUAUAGAGGAUGAUGAUAAAUUUCUAACAGACUUAUUUAAAUUGCUGAUGGAUGAUAAGACACCUGAUGUCAAAAGACGAGACUUAGUUCUAUUUUUAAAAGAGUUUUGUAAUUUUUCACAAAACUUGCAACCUCAAGAUAAAGAUGCUUUUUAUAAGACAUUAGUUUCAUUGGGAAUCCUGCCAGCUUUAGAAAUUACUCUAAGCAUAGAUGAUCAGAAGACCAAGACUGCAUCCAUAGAUAUUUUAACUUAUAUUGUUGAAUUUUCACCCUCAGUUGUGAGGGAUUAUACAUUACAGCAGGCUAACAACACUGAAGAGGAACAAAUGUUGUUAAACAUUGUGAUAGAACAGAUGCUUAGGGAUCAAGAUCCUGAACUUGGUGGUGCAGUACAGUUAAUGGGUGUCCUACGUAUCCUACUUGAUCCAGAGAGUAUGCUGGCUUCCGUCAACAAGAGUGAAAAGGCAGACUUCCUAAAUUUCUUUUAUAAACAUAGUAUACAAACACUCAUAGCUCCGUUACUUGAAAACACAACUGGAGAGAAGCCUUUAAAAGAGGAUUAUCACACAGUGCAACUAUUGGGUUUGGUACUUGAACUACUUUCUUUCUGCUGUGAACAUCACACAUACCAUAUCAAAACAUGCAUAUUAAAUAAGGACCUCCUUCGUCGCAUAUUGGUGCUUAUGAGAUCAACACACACAUUCUUAGUGCUUGGUGCACUAAGGUUUAUGAGGAAAAUCAUCGCUUUAAAAGAUGAAUACUACAAUCGGUACAUAAUCAAAGGGAAUCUCAUUGCACCAGUUAUAGAUGCUUUCCUUAGGAAUAAUGGCAGAUAUAAUUUAUUAGAUUCUGCUAUAUUAGAGUUGUUUGAGUUCAUCAAAUUGGAAGAUAUAAAAUCACUCUGUUCGCAUGUUGUUGAAAACUAUGGAAAGAUCUUAGAGGAUGUUGAAUAUGUACAAACAUUUAAAGCUUUAAAAACACGGUAUGAUCAGCAUCAGGAUAAAUUAAAGGAAAGGGAUAGAGUGAGCGGUAGCGUGGCGGUAGCGGAGGCGGUGGUGCCGUCGCUGCUGCGCUCGCGGUACCGUCGCGAGGCGCGCCAGCCCGACGACGAGGAGGAGAUGUGGUUCAACGACGACGACGAGCUGGAGGACGACGCGCCGCUCGACAGCGCGCAGACGCACCCGCACGCGCACGCGCACCACGCGCUCGAUGCCAUCGGUAAAAUUGUCGAAAAGAAAGUAUGUUCGAGUACUGAAAGUGCGAAUGGUCCAAGCAGAGUGCUGUUGAGCACAACAACCACCAGCAAGCCGGCACACACCGACGUUCAGGUAUCCACGCCCAGAUUACUCAAUAAGGGCCUGGUGGACUACGACGGCGACUCGGACGAGGAGGAGGAGGGCGGCAGCAGCAGCGCGGCGGCGGACGAGCGCGACGCCAAGCGGCCGCGCCUGGCGUAGUGUCCGUUGCGCCGCGGCCUCCUGUUUCAAGGAAUAUAACUCCCGUCUCGCUCAGCUGUGCAAGGAACGCUGUAAGAAUACGUUCACUAUCUAGGAGCAGAUGCGACUUGUAACUCUACGAUUAGUCGAAACCGCUAGGCGGAGAAGUACUUCUAGCUGUGUUAUGUCCACUUCAUGUAAAUACGAGUGACGCUCCAGUUUCACUUCACUAGUUAGAGUAUGAAGUUUUUCAUACGGCGUAGUGUAAUCGUAAUUCCUUCGGACGGUAUUGAAAAUUUAGAACAAAUAUCGGUUAUAAAAUGUAUAAUUAUAUAUGUGAAAUAAUUUUAACGGCUAGGUUACGUUUCUGAUGGAUUGUUAAUUAACAAAAGUACAAAGGAUAUAUUAGGAGUGGGAUUUAAAUUUUUAUAAUGAAAGUACUAAAGUCGAUCACCGAAAUUGGUAUGUGUAUAUGUAUUUUGUAGAGACCUACUUAGUUUGUCACAAUGACCAUGAGACCAAUGUUUUUAAGGAGUCUGUAAUAAUAAAUGUGGAAUUGCUACACAGUAGUGGUUUCUUUAAUUUAAUGAUUAUUAUUUAUCUAUCAAACAAUCUAUAAUUGUCUAGCCAUUGUUAAUUUUGCACAAUAAUUUAAUUGCAUUCCUUUGUCUUUCAUUGAGUUUCCCAGAGAUUUAUAUUUUAUUUGACAUUAAGUUGUGAAUCAUUUUUUGAACUUAACAUAAAAUAGACUUACAAAACGAACUCGACACAAUUUAAUUGAAAACCACACAAUAUGUGAUAUUUUUUUUGUUAAUUUAUUAGUGAACUAUUAAGUUACAUAAUUUUUUAAUUGUGAAGUAAUUUUACAUUAAUUUAAAUUCAUAAUUUAAUUUAUUUUUUAAUUUAUAAAUAUUCUCAUUGCAUGCCAUAAAACAAUAAUACUAAAAUGAUUUUGAUUUCCGAUGUCAUUAAUUUAUUAUUUUGUUGUGUACAAUGUAAUUAUUUAAUUUAUAUCAUAAUAUUUAUCUCUUGGAAACUCGUCUGUGUUAAAAUAACCUUAAUUCAUCAGUUGCACGGUUAUUUGGAUCUCUAGAAAUUAGUUAUUAUAUGAAACAAUGUAAUGAUAAAAUAAAUUGAAAAUGAAAUUAUAUUUAUAGAAAAUAUAUCACACACGUUAAUAUUAAAUAAAAAUAUACGCGAGUUAAACCUUUAAAGCCUAAUUUUAUUUCAAUUUAUUUAUUUAUUAUAUUGUAUUUAAUUUAUGAAUUUACAUCCUCACAGUCUAACUGAUAAUCGUUAAAAACUAACUAGGAUGGACAGUCUUCAAAGAAUAAGACAACCCUUUGUAUAACAAUACAAUCUUUAUCAAUAAGAAGGUUGUUUAUAUAUUAGACAAAUAUACUUUCUAUAUUCAUAAAAGAUAUUUCAUUAAUGACAUAAUUAGCUGCUUUAAGGCAAAGAUAAACGAAUAUUAUUUAUAUUCGUAUAUUAUUAAAAGCAAUCUAUAUUCCUCGGUCUGUUUUUUGUUACAUAAACAGUUUUAUAUUUCGGUUCCGUGUACUUGUCGAGGUAAAAUCGCACUUAUUGAUCUACUAUUCUUUUUAUUUAUAGAAAACAUGUUAUAUAAACAUAACUCAUAUGUGUUUAAAAUAUAUAAUUAUUUUAAAUUAACACGAAGUAUUAGGGUAAACUAACUCGCAUACAGGUAUAAUAAUUCGUAGGUAAUACUGUAUAUGACUGAAUAUUAUAAUACAGAAGUUUUUCUAAAUUUUGUUUUAAUUUAAUUAAAUAUCUCGUGAUCCAAAUAAUAAUGCAACAUUCGAAUGUUUUAUCAAGAGUAUCAACCAUCUCAAUCCAUACGUACAAAUUAUAAACGAAAACGAAACAAUUUUAACUAAAGCGUUUUAAAACACAGAAAUCUAUAAGAUAAUCUAUAAAAUUUUCGUUAAUUUUCUUCCAAAGAUUAAUGUUAAAUUGUCAUCAAUUUGUUUACAUUUUGUAUUCUGUAGCGUGGUGCUAAAAGGGUUCAAGUACAUUUUGGAAUCCAUUAAAAAAAAUAAUAAGUUAUGUGUCGUGGUUAGACCCCUUUGGAACGAAGUUGCUUUCGCUAUAUAUUCUGUAUUAAACAACAGACACAAGGAAAUCAAUUGAUAUAUUAAUCGAAUGAAAAGAAGUAAAAUUGUUAUUAAAAAUAAGUUUUAGUAAUCUUAUAUAAAAGCGUUUACAAUAAGAAUGAGAAUGAGAGGGACAGGUCUGAAGUUCAGGGAAGGAAAGGGAAAUAAUGCUUCCUUACUUAGGUAGCCAGCUCACUCUAGAGUAAGCCGCAGAAGAACUUCGUUCCAAAAAUAUAAAUUUAUCCGUGCUAAAACAGUGUUAUCAGAUUAUCAACACUAUUACGCAAAAAGGCGUAUGUUAUAUAAAACAAUCAACAUCUGUCCAUUGUUUCUAUUCUAAAACCAAUAGUAAGGUUCUUUAUUUACCUGUUUAGCAUCAGGCCACGGUAUUAUUUGAUUUGAAUGGUGUAUGAAAUAUUGUUUCGAUUGAAAAUGUGUGGUGAUCGACAUCGACACUGCGGAAUAAUGUCAAACAUUAUUUCUGUUUAGAUACUUAAAUGAUGUUGAUACAACUUUAUGCCUUGUUAAAUGUACAUUGUUAUAUUUUUACAUUGAAGACAUGAUUUUUACGAAAAUCUCGUAGUUUUCGAUGUCGAUAAACACGUAUUUCUUUGUUAAUAGUUCUUCCAAUACUAUCAGUAAAAGUUCUCCGUCUUUCUUUUAAACGAUUCUACGCGUUUUCUUUUUUUUUUUAUAUUUUUAAAUAAUUUGUAUGUGAUAAAAGAUAUCUGAUUAAGAACAGUUUUAUUUUAUUACAAUUAAAAUAUAGUUUAAUCAUUACUAUGUAAAUAAUACUAGAUUUUAUAUUGUAUUCGUAUCGACGGUCGUUUACAUCGUUUUGCUAUUGUGUUAUCAUAAUACUAAACCCGCGUUGUUGUAAAUGUAGUGUCCAAAAUGUUACACCCGAUUCAUAUACGUGAAACAUUUUUGCACAUGGUAACAUUUUCAACCUAUCGUAAAUCAGUGUUUUAAAAGUCGUUACUGGAUAUGUCAUGCAAAUGUUGCGAAACAAUCACUAUCUUUCGUAUUCUUUUUAUUACUUGCAUCUUGAUACAUUUUAUUUUUCAAUAGAAUUUAAUUUUUAAUGUAAACAACAAAUAUUUAGCCUCAUUUAGAGAUAUUUUACUAUUUACUACUAUUACUGAGAUGAGAACAAAAUUUCAAGGUCAAGUUCUAGUGUGACAUUUUACAAUUUUUUUUGUCGCGUGUACUAAAUUCUAUUGAAAUAAAAUAUAUCAAUGGUGGCUGGUUCGGUUCGUUCGUUUGUAGAUGUAUUAAACAAACACGUUAAUUUAAAUACUUUUCUCAAUAGUUUUUGUUUUUCGCUUUUUUAGAUUGCCUAUUUCAUUUCUUCAGUUCAUUGGAUUCUUGAAUCAUAUAUUAAUGGAAAUAAGGUGAAUAUUUGUAACAGGGCUGUAUAGAUAGCUACAGAAAUACGAAGUCUAGGAGACUGAUCAUAUUUAAAGUACUAAGCAGUGUUUGAAUAAUCGUGCAGCGAGCGUAAAAAGUUUUAUCUAUAAAUGAAUAUUAAUAUGGGCAGACUCCUAAGAAUGGUUUCUGUAGCACCCUAGAUUAAGUUCUUACAGUCUUGUCUCAAAUUGUCACCGUCUUCGUUAUUUUUCCUCUCUUUUAUAUCUGACAUUAUAGCAUUGUAUGAAUAAUAAUGGUCGUCAUCUUUAUUAAUAUAUUAAACUGAUCCCAAAAUCGAAAUUCGUCUCAAUACAUAAUCGCAUGUAACGUUACUAAAAAUAUACUAAUUGAUAACCUAAAACCUCAUGUGUAAAUAUCGCAAUUCCACCAUUUUUUAAUUGAGUUUUUCGUUCAUAUAUUUUUUGGCAUAGUGCUCUGAAUAAUUUAUAAGUUUAAUUUUCCUCCAUUUGUAGAAGAUACUCACGAAGUUUAGGUCACUUUGAUUUAUAUAGAUUUGGGCAAAUACUUUUACAUUAUAGAUAUUUUUAGCAACGUUUUAUGCGAAAUGUUUGACAAUUUAUUGAUUAUCUCACAUGGUGACAUUGAUGUUGAAUUCGCGAUGCGGAGUCGUAGGGCACAAUAAUGUUAUUUUAUGCAAUUUGCAAAUAUCUUAUGUGUCGUUGCAUGAUUGUAAAAAUAUAUUUGAUUAAAAUUAACGAAUGCAUGUUUAGAAAUCAUAAUUUAUUUGGUGUGUAAUUUUUUUUGUAUUAUACGUGAUAUUUUGUGUGAUUAUUUAUCGGCUAUUCUACGACAGAUCUAACUAAUAAAAUCUGUAAUAUAAAUUUUUUUAGGAUGCAUGUGUGUCUGCCCUAGAAAUACAUAUCAAUUUUAUAUAUUUGACGAAGUAAUAUUGAUCUCUGUAUUCAUUCGUAAUGGUUUACCAAUCUAUACCAGCAAGUGGGAUGAUGGUCAUGCUUACUGUUCGAACAGAUAUCAUUCAUUAAAUUUUAUACAAGCUAUAAUUCGAAACUUGUUGUAAUUUGGACUUUUAUACGCUUACAAUAAGAUCGUUAAUUGUUAAAAUCAAUGAAUCAUAAUAAACUGUUUAUACGCAAACAAGUCUGGCAUCUGUUCGAAUAUUUAAGUCAAAGAUUAUUUUUGUUUAUUUAAAAGAUUUUUUUUUAUUUUUGUUUCGACAUGUAAAGGCGUUCAUGUUUAUGCACAGUUAUGCGAGACUAAAAUUUAUUACAUGCGUGGAAUGGGUGUGUCAGAAAAAAAAUUGUAAAUAGAUGUUUUAUGUAAUACUUUAUUUUGAUAAUCUGUCAAACAUCCACGUGUCUAAUAGCAUCUAGCUGUCAAUUAGAUUUAUACGAUUCUUAUAUUCCUUGAAAUAAACUUCCCGUAUAAUGAGAAAAUAUAAGAUUUCUAGAUGAAAGUAGUCUGUAACAACUAUUUUUUAUCUGUCUAGGUGGAUGACCAUCAUAAACUAAUUUAUACACAGAAUAAAAUUAAAUAGAUUUACCUAUUGGCAAGUUGUGUAAAAUAAAUAAGCUUAUUAUAAUGCUAUUAUUAUGAUGUCACUAGUUACGUAAGCAAUAUAAAUAUAAGGAAAUACGAUGCGAA